This is a messenger RNA of Symbiodinium pilosum, 1467 nucleotides long. NCBI's taxonomy places the organism in Eukaryota, Dinophyceae, Suessiales, Symbiodiniaceae. The record is from the annotation of a GenBank genome assembly.
AUGAUCUCUCAGGUAGAGAGAAUAGUGGACUGGGUCAAGGAGCAUGGCUUCGAACGAAUAGCUUUGCAGUUUCCAGAUGCGAUGCUUUCAGAAGCUCCUGAACUGACUAGCAAGGUGCAGCAGGCGCUACCUGAGAAGCGGAUAUUCAUUUUGGGCGACUCUUCCUUUGGUGGGGGUGGGGUGGAUGAAGUGGGAGCGCUGCAUUAUGGUGCAGACUGCAUCGUCCGUUUCGGGCAUGCCGAGCAACAGCGAGGCGGCGAUCUGCCUGUUUUGUUUGUCUUCGGGGAGGAGAAGGAUUUGGAGUCCUCUUCGCAAAUUGCCACUAUUGCACACACGAUCUCUUCCGCAGUGGCGAACCAGUCCAGCACUGACGUUUCCCACUUACUGGUGAUCUGCGACCUGCCUUACCAACAUGCAGCAGGCCCUCUUGCCAAAGCAAUGUUGCAAGAGCUGGCCCUUGCAGGGAGGCAGUCUUGGAAGAUUCUGCUAGCUGAGCUAAGUGAUGAAGCUUCAGCAGGCGACAUCUUACCCAGGUGGCACGACUGGCGCUGGGGUGUUGUGGACUUCGUCUCCAGCUGGUGGGCUGGCCUUGGCACCUUAGCUCUUGCAGCAGCUGCUCGGCCAGCUCAGCUCAAAGCAUGUGGGCGCCCGGUGCGCAUUUUCACGGCUGAUAGCGACCCAGAGAUCUGCCGGGAGAGGACCUUGCCAGAGGACUCCGCGAUCCUCUAUGUGGGUCAAGCCGCAUCAACUCUUGAGAGGUGUGUGCUUCUCCGUUUUGGAGCUGUUUGCCCGAUCUGGCGAUUUUCCGGCCAGGGAGAAAACAUCAACCUCCAUGAUGGGUCUCUACAGCUAGACAGAAUCCUCAGUCACAGCCUGCUGCAGAAGAGGUAUCGAUAUGUCGAAGCAGCGAAAAGCGCUGCAACUGUCGGCAUACUGCUCGUCGCCGCGGGCGGUCCUACCACCUUAGGACGUACAUUGGCACAGCGCCUGGAGACCCUGCUGACAAAAAAUGGACGCAACCACUACAGGUUCGUCGUAGGCCAGCCAACCCAAGAGAAGCUGGGCAACUUCCCCGAAGUAGAGUGCUAUGUACUUCUAUCCGGCCCUGAACAGUUCACGUGGGAUGUUCAAGAUCUCAUGGUGCCUAUUUGCACUCCCUUUGAGCUGGAGGUUGCUUUAGGCGCCCGCCGGUGGACUGGCGAAUACAUCACAGACCUGGAAGAACUUCUGCUCUCUGCACCGAUGACCCACCUUCUUUCGGCAAUGCCGGCGAAUGACGAGGUGUUGGUGCAAUCCCUGGGGAAAUCCAGGAUUAAGUCUUUCACCACUGUAGAAGCUGUAGCCACUGCUCCUGUCCAGCAGGCUUCAAACAAGUCUUCAAGGCCGAAACCGGCAAGCAUAACUCCAGGUUUGCAUGGUGUCCCCUGGAAAUACAGCCAGGAGGAGACAUCAAUGUCCAGCAACUAG